AUGUCUGCCUUCACCGAUCGCACCACCCUUCCCAACCUCGGCUCUGGUCGUGUCGUUGUCGACCAGACCCCCGCCAAAGACUCUCUCGAUGUCGUCCGCCUCCUUGCUCCCGUCCUUAACUCCGCUUACCCCUGCAAGAACCCCACCUCAGUCGAAGAGGACGAAGACGACAUUGAAACUGAAGAUCUCGCCGACUACUCCUUCACCGCUAUGCAGCGAUGUCCCUCUCUCACAGCCUCUCAAGAUUCUCUCACCCCCGCAACCACUCCUUCGCCCAGCAAAGCCGCUUUCUUCGGUUCAGACGCUGUUGCUGACGCUGCACUGGAAUUCGACUCUGUCAAGUCUACUCAUGGUACCGUUCUGGUUGUUGGUGUUGGAUUUGUCGGUGCUCAUCUCAUGGAGCGUUUCUCUUCUGCGUACGAGGUUGUCGCAUUCGACGUUUCCGAAAACAGAUGCCAGCAUCUAAGGAAGUUGCACUGCAACAACCCCAACGUAACUUUCAUCUCCGAUCUUGAGGCGGAUGAUAGGACAAAGGCUUUCGAUCUUUGCCUCAUCUCGGUCCCUACUCUUCUCACCUCUGACCUUAGUCAGGUGGAUCAAACACAUAUUAGGUCGGCUUUUAACAUGGUUUCACGUAUCGCACAGCCUGGAUCCACGGUUGUUGUUGAGUCCUCCGUCACUGUUGGAAUGACACGCGAGUUGUUCUCCCCUCUCCUCGCUAAGGGUAUCCAUGUGGGCUUCUCACCCGAACGCGUUGACCCAGGCCGAACCUUGCCUGCAUUCCAAGACAUUCCCAAGGUUGUUUCUGGAUUGGACACACCUUCGUUGCAUCGCAUUACCGAGCUCUAUUCUCGCGUCUUCAGCAAGGUCGUUCCUGUCUCAAAACCGGAAGUUGCGGAAUUUACAAAGCUAUACGAAAACUGCCAGCGCCUGAUCAACAUUGCAUACGUCAACGAAAUCGCCGAUGCUUGCGCUAAGCACGGUGUUGACGUUCAUGAGGUGGUUAUGGCUUCUGCAACUAAACCUUUUGGUUUCAUGCCUUACACGCCUUCCCUAGGCGCUGGUGGUCACUGUAUCCCCGUUAACCCUUUCUAUCUUUUCGCUAAUUGCGAUCUGCCCCUCCUCCGCACAGCUGCUUUAGCUAACCAGCGACGUCCAGUUGAAAAGGCAGUAGAGCUUGCCGAAAUCGCUACGCAGAACCACACAGCACUCGGAAAGCAGGGUAAGCCUAAGGUUGCUGUCGUGGGAAUGGGUUUCAAGCGUGGCGAAGCUUCGCUGGCCUACGCACCUACUGUUACACUCGCCGACAAGCUCACAGAGCUGGGAGUGGAAGUCAGUUACGUGGACCAAUACGUUACCAGCGAAAAGUGGGGUAAAGUCGACAUGGAAGAUUUUAGAAAUGCGGAAAAGUUCGAUGGGAUGUUCGACGCAGUCGUCGUUGCACAGAAGCCUAUUGCCAGUGAGUUGGCGAUUUUGGAACAGUUGAAGUUUGCUAAGGUCGUUUACUUGACCAAGUAG
Molecule: messenger RNA, 1518 nt
Organism: Ustilago hordei
Lineage: Eukaryota; Fungi; Basidiomycota; Ustilaginomycetes; Ustilaginales; Ustilaginaceae
Exons: 1
Coding region: 1-1518 (505 amino acids)
Biological process (GO): polysaccharide biosynthetic process
Molecular function (GO): NAD binding; oxidoreductase activity, acting on the CH-CH group of donors, NAD or NADP as acceptor; oxidoreductase activity, acting on the CH-OH group of donors, NAD or NADP as acceptor
Source: RefSeq, a predicted model, not a curated record